This is a messenger RNA of Anastrepha ludens (Mexican fruit fly), 816 nucleotides long. RefSeq names its product GSK3-beta interaction protein-like. Bases 343 to 816 code for a protein of 157 amino acids. Gene Ontology annotation, cellular component: cytoplasm. Gene Ontology annotation, molecular function: protein kinase A binding; kinase regulator activity. Gene Ontology annotation, biological process: regulation of canonical Wnt signaling pathway. Lineage: Eukaryota; Metazoa; Arthropoda; Insecta; Diptera; Tephritidae. The transcript has a single exon. The record is from RefSeq and is a predicted model, not a curated record.
AGCUGUUUGCAUACGCUGAGGAAAUGCUGGAAAAAUCAUUGGUAAUCUUUUCAUUCAUCAAAUUACAUUUCCAAGUCCAAGAAAUUCGAGUGGAAAACAACUAAAUACAAGUUUCACAACGAAGAAUACUGGAUAAUUUUGCUAAAUAAAAGGCAAUGCUGACGCGCAAAGCGCAUGAAUGUUUAGUAAAGUCGCGUUUUCUAUAAAACAUUUUUUUGAAGUUGAAUACGCCACGAAUAUUGCUGUAUCUACUUGAAACAAUACGAUCUCGGAGAAAAAGCAUACAUUGUUUUUGAAGUUCUUAUAAGAUUUUUUGAAUGUACAAUUUUUUUUGAAAAUAAGAUGAGUAUAAAACCUGAUGUUGACUCAACUACAACUCCUUUUGAUGGCAAUGAUGAUGAAAUUAUUAACUGGGAAGAGGAAGCAGCUGCUAUUAUACGAGAUGUUAAUCCACAUGUUGCACUAAUCGAAAUAUCUCGGCAAUUACCUAGCAACGAAAGUAAAGUGUACCUGAAUGUGCGUACCAUUGAGGGACAGGAAUAUUGCGUACAAGUAUCCAGUAUUGGUUUUCGUGUAGUAGCUAAUAAAUUUGACGAAAUCAACGCCAAUAACAACGACGUAACCGAGGAUGAGGAUGAGGUAUAUGAAACGCCUUAUGCGUUAUUGGAUAAAAUCAGCCCUAGUUAUGUGGAAUCAUUUGGCAACCAGCUGUGCAAGCAACUGUUGUCCGUGCAACAAAUGCGUACGCAAUUCAAUGAAGAAGACGAGGAGGGUGUCGAGGAAGAGGAUGAUAUCGGGUGUCCAAAAGCGUCAUAG